Pocillopora verrucosa is the source of this 1850-nucleotide messenger RNA. RefSeq names its product PRKR-interacting protein 1 homolog. Gene Ontology annotation, biological process: negative regulation of protein kinase activity. Lineage: Eukaryota; Metazoa; Cnidaria; Anthozoa; Scleractinia; Pocilloporidae. The record is from RefSeq and is a predicted model, not a curated record. Gene Ontology annotation, cellular component: nucleolus. Gene Ontology annotation, molecular function: protein kinase binding; protein kinase inhibitor activity; double-stranded RNA binding.
AGAAACAAAGAUGGCGGACGAGAGUGGUUCAAAAGUAAAGAAAAUUACAUCUACUGAGAAACCAGUUGUUCCUCGUAAUCCGACCGAAAUACAGAGGAUGAAGUUAGAGAAGCUUUUGAAAGAUCCUGAUAAAACAGUUUCAAUUCCUGAUCGACCAAAGGAAUGGAAACCAUCAGAUGCACCUGAAUUUAUUCGAUUUGUAAUGGGUUCAAGUGCUGGGGCUGGUAGUGGAGAAUUUCAUGUUUAUCGUGCAACAAGAAGAAGAGAAUACAACCGAACAGCAUACAUUGAAAAGAAAGCAGAAGAGCAUGAACUUGAUGAAAGUUUUCAUAAAAAGCUUGAAGAAAACCAAAACAAGGCAGAUGAAAAAACAGCAAAGAAAAGAGCCAAGAGGCAAAAAAAGAAGCAGAAAAAGUUAAAUGCAAAAAGGAAAAAAGAAGAUGUGAAAGAAAAGGAUGGCCAUGAUAGUAAAAAUCGUGCCAGUAGCAGUGAUGAUGAUGAUGAUGAUGAUUAUCAGGAGGAAGGGAAUGAGCCACACUUUGUUAUAGGAGGAAAGUAACUUUAGAAGUUGACAAAUGGCAAAGAUCAAAGAGUGAUUUCCUUUAGCUGCCAUCUCCUUUUCCAAGCUAUUCAUUCACUGACAGUAGACAGGCUUUGAAAAGUGGAAACUACAACAGUUUAAGUGAACUGUUAUGCAAGAUGCAUGAAUACUAUACAAGAGUCAUGUUUUUAGUGUGACUUUAAUUUGUUUCAAAUGGAUGACAGACCACAGAAAAAAGGAUUGACUAUUAAAACAAAUUUAUGGCUGGUGGUUUCUGAAAUAGCUAAUGUACUUAUUACCAGCAAUCAUGCUGUUGGCAAAACUUCAGGUAAUGCCCUUGGAAAAACAAGCUAGUGGGAACUUUAUUACUGCCAUGAAUACAGGAGUUUAGGUUUAAAGAUGAGCUUCUUAAAUGUAAACUGAAUUGCAAUGUUACUCGACUGUAUGUAACCAAAAGUAAGCGCUGGAACUUUAUUCAAAUAUGCCACGAUAACACCCUCUCAAGGUGAGAGAGAUUUGUCUUUUUUUAAAUCACAUAGUAUCGAGGGUGAAUUUUUACCUGUUAUUUUAAGUCCUUGAACAUUUCUUACAUGACAGAUAUUUAUAGAUAUCCAAUAAACAACACCUACAUCAACUCACUAAAAACACCACAGAAUUUUGUUUGUUAAAACAGUGUUCCUAUUUGAAAAAGUCAGUAUGCUGCUACCACAAUGGUUAGAAGUCUAGGUUGCAGCAUUUUUGUUAUGCAAGGUGCGGCAUGGUUUCUUUUUUCCCAACUAGUCCUGCUGAUGUAAAUGCAAGCUUGAAAUCAUCCAAAUCUUAGCAUCUUGUAAUAACAAUAGCACACAGCCUGCCUGUGAACAGUUUUAUCAAAUUUGACAAAGGAUCCAUCAGCAGGAGAAGUAGUUGAGGAGAUCUUUCAUUUUAAAACUAUUUCUGGUUCUCAUUACUGAAGUUUGACAAAUCCUUGCAAAUCUUCAAGAAACCUGAUAUAAUGUUGUUGUUCCAUAGCUGUGCUAUAGUCACGCAGCCAUGCAGCAAAGUGGUUGUCAAUUCCUCUUUCAGCCAACAUCUUAAGUAGCAUGCCAUAAAGAUCCUGUUCAAAACAAAAUUGAGUGCAUAUUGGAAGAAAUACCAUGAAUUGCACUUCAGCUUGUAAGAAAACAGAUUUACCAAAUGGAUAGACCAAGAUCAUACACUAAAUUUACUAGAUUUUCUACACUCAAGCGAUCAUUCCCUGUCAUGUACCAUUCAUGGCCUAUGUUACAAAUUUAAAACUUAAAUUAAAAAAUUCCUUACACCAUCCAUG